GCGGGUCGCGAUGCUGCGGCGAAAACCGACGCGGCUGGAGCUGAAGCUGGACGACAUCGAGGAGUUCGAGAGCAUCCGGAAGGACCUGGAGAGCCGCAAGAAGCAGCGGGAGGACGCGGAGGUGGCGGCGGCCGGCGAGGAGGCGGCGGCGGCGGCCAUCGCGCUGGGCGCCGACCACAAGAGCCGGGAGCAGAUCAUCAAUGACCGCAUCGGCUACAAGCCGCAGCCCAAGGCCGGCGGCCGCGCCGCCCACUUCGGCACCUUCGAGUUCUAGCGGCGGGGGCGGCCCGGCC
Messenger RNA from Haliaeetus leucocephalus (bald eagle), 293 nucleotides. RefSeq names its product cell division cycle 26 (gene CDC26). Lineage: Eukaryota; Metazoa; Chordata; Aves; Accipitriformes; Accipitridae. Gene Ontology annotation, cellular component: anaphase-promoting complex. The record is from RefSeq and is a predicted model, not a curated record. Gene Ontology annotation, biological process: protein K11-linked ubiquitination; regulation of mitotic cell cycle; anaphase-promoting complex-dependent catabolic process. The transcript is spliced from 2 exons. The coding region runs from base 11 to 274 and encodes 87 amino acids.